Molecule: messenger RNA, 225 nt
Organism: Auanema sp. JU1783
Lineage: Eukaryota; Metazoa; Nematoda; Chromadorea; Rhabditida; Rhabditidae
Source: the annotation of a GenBank genome assembly
CUGCCGGUGGCUGAUCAGACUUCACGACCUGACGACUUAGAGAAACGAUUGAGACAUGCAGUGAAGUCGACUUGUGAUUUGGCCGACAUUCUUCAUGUGCAGAUUGUGCAUGGGCAUACAGGUGAUCCUCCCACUGUCGGCGAAAAGCAAGCUGUUGCUGGUGUGAAAGCUGCGCUCGACAAUCUCAUCAAUAAGCUGAAUGUUUUAUUUUCUCCUGGAAAUUGA